Molecule: messenger RNA, 1344 nt
Organism: Fusarium subglutinans
Lineage: Eukaryota; Fungi; Ascomycota; Sordariomycetes; Hypocreales; Nectriaceae
Exons: 2
Coding region: 1-1344 (447 amino acids)
Source: RefSeq, a predicted model, not a curated record
AUGGCCACCGGCGAACUGGAAGAAGCCUCUCCGUCUUCGUCGCGACCUCGAGUCGAGCGCGUAGAGAGCCUUCUUCCACUUGAGGACUACGAGCUUCGACUUGAACUCAUCGAAAGCAUCCGAGCGGAGCUAGAGCGCUUUCGCGGUCCUGAAAAGCCUGACCUCACCGGACUUGAGUUUACGUACCUCAUCAACAUGCCGCUCGACAAAUUGCGAAGCCUCAAAGAAAUGCUUCCCGACACAUCCGGCCAUCUCCAAGCCAUGAUCAACAAGUUGGGCAAUGCAACGUGGUGGUUCCUCCAAAAGGCCGCACACAAGAUCGAGUUUCCUGAACGACCCCACGCCAACUCCUCCGCAAAAGGGAAAGCGCCGCAGCGUGUCACCUCUCUGGGCUCUGUCUCAAAGCCUGCAUCAUCCAGCAAAUCACACGCCAGUGGACGACGCUCAGCAUCAGAUGGAAGCACCUUACGCAAAAUCAUCUCAAACCCCUCUGUGGCCGGUUCUGCGACCAGUUCUGUAGCCACAAGCAAGAGUACUGAGGCUGAUCGAAGUGAGUGUCUCAAAAAGGUGUGCUUGGAGUUCGAUGGCAACUGUUGUGUGGUGACCGGUGCCAGUAAUCCUCAGGUCUGCCAUAUUGUUCCUUUCGCCUGGUCCAAGCAUCAAAAGAACUUUGAGGUUACCAAGCGCUUGAUGCCUGCCCUCCAAUUAGUGAUCGACAUCCAACCCCCCAAGCUCAAGCGGGAAGCCAUGGACAAGCUGCUUCUAGGUGUCGGCUGUACUGACCGGCUGUGGAACUUGGUGUGUCUGAGCCCCCAGCUUCACGAGUGGUGGGACCACGCGUAUUUCGGCCUGAUGCACUACGGCAGCAAUGAUUCUGAGGAAGACGGGUUUGUGGAGAUCCAUCUACAAUUCGUCUGGAUGCCACGUAACAUCUCUCAAUUUGCAACGAAGCAAAUCGCCCUGGAUCAGCAGGCGCACCCAUCCACAAGUCUUUCGGCCGGCCUCAAUCACCACUAUGGAGGCCAAACAAUGAAACCAUGCUCAGACUUGAGUUGCAACGAAUGUCAGGCUAUCCGAAAGGUCAAGGCACAUGAUAUCACCAACCGCCCGAUCGUGAACGGCCAGAUCAUAGUGGUCAAACGUCGCAAAGAGGAUGCCCCUCUCUUUGAGGCUAUGAUCAAGAUUCAAUAUGCCAUUAUCCGUGCUGCAGCCAUAUCAGGCGGCGCUCUUGCUCCUGGAGAACUUCGAGAUGAAGACUUGGACGAAGGGGAGGCAGGAGAAAUUGAGAAAGAGGACCCUGUGCCAACUGCCAAGCGCAUCGAAGACUGGCUGGACUGUAUAUAG